Messenger RNA from Poecilia latipinna (sailfin molly), 5114 nucleotides. RefSeq names its product ubiquitin specific peptidase 31 (gene usp31). NCBI's taxonomy places the organism in Eukaryota, Metazoa, Chordata, Actinopteri, Cyprinodontiformes, Poeciliidae. Gene Ontology annotation, molecular function: cysteine-type deubiquitinase activity. The transcript has 16 exons. Gene Ontology annotation, biological process: protein deubiquitination. The coding region runs from base 607 to 4476 and encodes 1289 amino acids. The record is from RefSeq and is a predicted model, not a curated record.
ACUUACGCAUCUCACAUGAAGAAGAAGUAAAUCAAGCCUUUCCAGUCUGGCCCGAAUGUGUCUCCAAAUGAACCUAAAAUGUGAGGCUACUCAGUUUCAGCACGGUGUCUGACUUAGCUGCAUGCCAUGGCGGGAUAUCCGUUCCGACUGGACCAAAAUAUCUCGACCGAAACAGACUGUCACCGUUUCAGGUGUUCGUGUUGUUAUUGGAGCUAGCAUUAGCCUUGGCUAAAUUAGCUAAGGCUGCUGUUAUUUUAUACUUCAGCAUAACUGAUUCAUCGCUGCAGGGCAGAGAGCCGCAAAAACAAGGUAACUCCGUUGCAAGUUGCACCAUUCCAUAAUAACCGGGCUAAUAUCUGGAUAUUAUUCUGUUAAUUAUCGCAGUCCUUUGUAAUUGUUUUAUACAUUAAAAAAAAAAGCAAUUAACUGCUGUGCGAGUUUUAGGGAGACACAUCUCAGGCAAAAUGUCCCGUGUAUCAACGGUUAAGGUUAGCUAACAGACUCGGAGUUGUCCCAAUACUAGCUGUUUGGAGAUGUAGCAGCAGGCAGCCAGUGAGCUGACCCUGGUUCAGCACAGCCCGUCUGUCAGAAGGCAAAAGGGAAAUCAUGUCCUGCAAAGCCGCAACCAAGGACAAGAAGUCGAGCUUCAGCAAGAAGCUGUUCAGGCGAGGCUCUGUGCGCUCCGUGGGCAGCUUUAUGAGCAAAGUCCUCCGGACUCUGACAGCCUUAUCACACUUUGGAUCUGAAGUACAAACCGACGACGACAAGGACGAUGGAGGAUUCUCCGCGUUCAAAUCUGGGAGUAAAGAUGUUCCCAUGGAGGAUGGGGACUUUGGUGGGUUCCUGUCCGGAGAUAGAGUUCCCGGAGUGUCCGGUCUGAAGAACCACGGUAAUACCUGCUUCAUGAAUGCAAUCCUGCAGUGCCUGAGUAACACGGAACUCUUCGCCGAGUACCUCGUUUUGGAGCACUACAAAGGCGAGGAGUUGGAGGAGGAUAAGCCCAAAACAAACGGCGUGCAUCUGCAGAAAAAAGGUCCUCUGGGCAAAGGAGAAGUGACCGAGCAGCUGUCCGGACUGGUGCGGGCUUUAUGGACGUUUGAGUACACACCUCAGCAUAGCAGGGACUUCAAGAAUGCUGUGUCAAAAAAUGCCACACAGUUUAAAGGGAACGCUCAGCACGAUGCUCAAGAGUUUCUGCUGUGGUUGCUGGACAGAGUACAUGAGGAUCUCAACACCGUCAACCCAAACACCAGGCCUGCUAUUAAGCCUCCCAUUGAAGAAGAUGACCAGAGCAUAGAGGGGCCCUCUCCUCCUCUCUCUGCUGGGUCGUUCGUGCAGGAGCUGUUCCAGGCUCAGUACAGGUCUUCCCUUACGUGCCCGCAUUGCCAAAAGCAGAGCAACACCUUUGACCCCUUCCUUUGCAUCUCCUUACCAAUCCCUCUGCCACACACACGGCCCUUGUAUGUGACUGUGGUCUACCAGGGGAAGUACUCUCACUGCAUGAGGAUCGGAGUUGCUGUUCCUCUCAAAAGUACCGUCUAUCGCCUCAGAGACGCCGUGUCACGUGAAAUCAAGAUCCCAAUGGACCAGUUUGUUCUGACUGAAAUGUAUUACGAUGGCUUCCACCGCUCGUUUUGCGACGAUGACGACGAUCUUGACAUCAUCCAAGAGAGCGAUUCCAUCUUUGCCUUUGAGACACCAGAGACCUUCAAAUUAGAAAACCUACGCACAAAAAGAGGAAGCCUUCUGGCAAAUUUAAAUCACAACAAUUUAAAGUAUGGGACAGAAAUCAGCAGGACUCCAUCCUUCAUGCAGGGGGCAAUGACUCCUGUAACUGGAUCUCCAAAUAAAAACGUAGGGCCAGAAAAGGUUAUUCUCCUGGUGUGUAACAGAGCGUGCACUGGCCACCAGGCAAAAAGAUUUGGCCUGCCUUUUGUACUGUACAUGGAGCGCACUGUGACUUGGGAUGCUCUACAAAAAGAGAUCCUGGAGAAAAUGCGACAUCUUUUGAGGCCUGGGGUCUACAUUCAGGUUGGGCCUUUCAGUCUUCGGGUGGUUGGCGUCGUUGGUAUUACCUACCUCCUUCCUCAAGAUGAGAGACCACUGUGUCACCCAACGGUUGAAAGAGCGUACAAGUCCUGUGGACAAGGGGGACCUCCACAUGUGAAGAUUGUGGUCGAGUGGGACAAGGAAACCAAGGACUAUCUGUUCGGCCACACUGAGGAGGAGUACAUUCCAGAUGCAGAGAGCGUCUAUCUGCACAGGCAGCAGCAUCAUCAGCCCCAGGCCUGCACCCUUGCUCAGUGCUUCCAGCUCUACACUAAAGAGGAGCAGCUGGCUCCAGACGAUGCCUGGCGCUGUCCCCACUGCAAGCAGCUGCAGCAGGGCCGGAUAAAGCUCAGCUUGUGGACGCUGCCGGAUGUGCUUAUACUGCAUCUCAAGAGGUUUCGACAGGAAGGAGACCGGAGGGUGAAGAUGCAGAACAUGGUGAGGUUCCCACUGAUGGGGAUGGAUAUGGCACCGCAUGUGGUCAAGAGAAGCCAGAGCAGCUGGAGUUUACCGUCUCACUGGUCGCCAUGGAGACGUUCCUAUGGCCUUGGAAGGAACCCGGAUGACUACCUUUAUGACCUGUAUGCUGUUUGCAACCAUCAUGGCAAUAUGCAUGGAGGACACUACACUGCUUACUGCAAAAACUCUGUUGAUGGUCAGUGGUACUGCUUCGACGACAGUGAGGUGACACCAAUUUCUGACGAUGCUGUGUGUCAGCAAACGGCCUACAUACUGUUUUAUCAGAGAAGAACCACAAUUCCCUCUUGGUCUGCCAACAGCUCUGUUGCUGGCUCUACUAGCUCAUCACUGUGCGACCACUGGAUCAAUAGGUUACCUGGAAGCAGGCCUGCCAGUUUGGCCUCUGGAGCUUCAUCCAGACGUACCUCGCUUGCUUCACUGGCUGAGUCGGUGGAGUUUCCUGCAGAACGUAAUGAGGAUGAUGGAGGAUUUUCAGUCCGCCCAUUUGUGAGAAGCAUCCAGCGACAGAGCUUGUCCUCAAGGUCAUCUAUUGCCAGCCCUUUGGCCUUCAGCGACAGUGGAAUGAAGCCGUCUUGGUCUCUCUCUGCCAAGCUCCAGAUGAGAUCCAACUCACCCUCACGCUUCUCCUUAGACUCUCGGUGUUCUCCUCCUCUGGAGAGGAUAGGAGAGGCAGGCGACGAUAAGGUAUCCACGUCCUGUUUUGGCAGCUACAGUCGACAUGAACGGUACUUUGGCAGCAGGACUCCAUUGUCUAUGAUGGAAAGCAACUUCGGUGAAGACAGCAAUAAAAGGUUCCUAGACAUGAUGUACUGCAGGGCUCCCACCCCAGUGGAAAAGAAGAGCAACAAAAGCGACACAACUGAAAACAACAAUGAGAUCACAGCUAUAGACCAAAACAUACAACCCACUCAAGCAACCCCCUCCAAAGAGCAAAAAAGAAAAAGUAGCAUUGGAGGAUUCACCCUGAAGUCCGAGAGCACAGGUUCCAUCAAGAGCUCCAGCAAAACAGAGUUGGAGAAGACCUCCAAAAAACGUCUGUGCUCAAUCAAUAAGAACCCAGCCUCUGACACGUCUUCCAGUUCACCGGCAAAAGGCAAGAAGCUGAGCAGCACGAAGGACAAGACUGCAAACACAAAGAAAAGCACCUUGACACCCAGUGGAACUCCCUCUAAAAUGAAGGAAGCGAAUAAAACUCCCGAGGCUACUCCACAACAUAAACCUUCCCUCUGCUCCACACCUCAGUCUUCAGCUUCUCCCUCUCCAACUGCGAAGAAGAACUCGAGCAUUACUGAGAAAGGCUCGACGAGCUGCCGGAAACGACUGAUGGAAAGGAGUUUCAGCAGAGAUUCUAUGCACACCAGCCCCCUCGUUGACAGCCAUCGGAGCAGCUGUGUGUCCCGUAGUUCAAUUCCCAAGAAUGGGGACAGCAGUCGGCUUGAGAGGAGGUCUGUAAGGAGUUCCAGCAGCAGUUCUUCAGUCACUAGCCUGCGCUCACCAAGUGUAUCCACCAGAGACCUGCAGCGGAGUAGCAAAUCAGAGGAAAAAGGCUUGUCUUUCUUCAAGAGUGCCCUCCGACAAAGAGAAAGUCGCCGGUCGGCCGAUUUAGGAAAAAGCGCAUUGCUUACCAAAAAGGCUUCGGAGAGGACAUGCAAGCAGAACGGACAAGCUAAGGAAGUAGACGGUGACGAUCAGAAGACUGGAGACGCAGGGUCCUCGAAAACAUCUAAAGAAACUCUGGGAGGCGAGUCAAACUCAGACAAGCAGGAGUCUUCCAAGCCCCCCAGCUCUCUUAGUCGUACUCUACUAGGAAAGUCCAAGUCUUCCUCAUCCGAUGUAAGUAGCAAGUCUCGUACAGAUGGGAAAAAACCUCUAGAAAAGAUGGCAUCUUCUCGAAAGCUGUCAUCAAGCAUGCAAUCUCCUGCUCGAACAACACAGAGGCCUCAGUGAUACAUCGGUGGUAGUAAUGAGAAAUAGAACAAUGCAGCUAUUUACGUUGUGCCUAGGUUUCAGUUAGCAUCAGAUGUGUUUGAGACACACUUUUUGGUGUUAUGGUUUUGUACAUCAGCCAAAGAUUUCUUACCAUACGAAAUCUUUGGCUUUGAAAUUUCCCUGUUUAAGAUAUUUCUUUUUUGUUUUUAAUUAAAGUAAAAGCAUUCUGUCGUCUGCAUAUACGAGUUCAUGGCACUUGCCUGACAUGCUAACAGUAUUUUUCCAGCCUUUCGAAUGUCUUCUGUAAAUAUUAAAAAGUCAGUGGCAAAGAAAACAAAACCAUGACAUCAAAAUUAGCCUCUGGUACCAAUUUCCAGUUAUUUCAUCGUUCGGAAAACACGUUUUAAGAGUUUCAUUCUGAAAUAAUUCUUGAAAAAUUUUAUUUUUGGCGAAUUGCUUUGAGCCUCUUGCUUUUCUCACCUCUCUUCAUGUUGUCUACACAUUUAUUAAUAUAAAUCUUAAGUUGUUUAAUUGAAAGCAGUUGAGGAAAAUGCAUGCCAUAUUUACUUGUAAAGAUUCACUAACAUUCUUGAAAGCUUUUGGCAUUGAUGCAUAGGAGCAACAACAAAUGAGUCUUUAUUUUGAAUAUUAAAAAA